GGCGCCCUGUCAGCUGCUGCGCUUUCGCCUCAGCUGCCACAUAGAGGCGUUGCAUGUCUACUGCUAGGCUACGCCUCCUCCCAUUGGUCCGUUCCUUUCUCUGGGUGGGACGUUCAGAUGGGCCAUCUUUAUAAAGUGGUACAUUGCCCCUUUCAGUGCUUCAGUGAUACUGCGUGCCAGCGGUGGACAACAGUGCAAAAAAAAAAAAGCUCAAGCCGUAAACGAAAAGCAACGGUGACAGCAGUCCAUAUAGCCUAACUUUAAAACUGACAGCAGAAGGAGGUGAAUUGAGUAGCCAGAAUUCCAUAUCCUUCGUCGGGCUGCGCUGGAGCGUCCCACAAGAGGAACUUACUAAGAUUUGUCCCACACAUUGUUGCGGUCCGCGUUUGCUGGUGACUGUGUAAAAAGCUACAGCAGUAGGAGCAUCAUUCCUUUGGACUUCGAGGUAAAGUCUGCCGUUUUCUGAACUUGACGCGCGCGUGUUGUGUGGUGGACUUUUCUCGACAUGUGAGGAAAGUUUUCGCUUUCUUCCCAUGAAAGCUUAAACUUCGUUGCCUCCAGUUAGAAGGAACUUAAAACACGGAGGUGAAGAAGGAUAUUUGAAGUCUCUGAUACUAAAAGGACGGUUUCUCUGCUUUACCUCAGUGAAGCGAGGACGAGUCAGGUUGGUGGUUUUGAAUUCAAGAGUCUCAAGUUUCUGCCGCCCUGGCCAGUGAUAUUAACGCGUGAAUUUGACCUGGGAUAAGUUGUCAACAAGAGGCAAACUGGCUAGUGCACAUUUACAUGCAUGGGCAUACGUAUAUCUAUAAAUAGAAGCUCGUGCCAAUGUAUUAAACCCUGGCCACUUAUCUUCAUCAUUCACCUUCGUCAUAAUCCCAGUGAAACCCACGUGUGUCGCUUUGGCUGUUAGGGUAGGUGUCGUCGCAUGGACUGACAUGGCCACCGAUCUCGCCAUGAGCGCAGAUUUGCCCAACAGCCCUCUGGCUAUUGAAUAUGUCAACGACUUCGACCUCAUGAAGUUUGAGGUCAAAAAAGAGCCCCCGGAGGCCGACCGCUAUUGCCACCGCCUGCCCCCGGGCUCGCUGUCCUCCACCCCUAUCAGCACGCCCUGCUCCUCGGUGCCUUCCUCGCCCAGCUUCUGUGCCCCCAGUCCCGGGUCUCAGCCUGGGCAGAACCUCGUAAAUGGCGUCAACAACAACAACAGUGGCAACAACAACAACACCCAAGGCUCCUCGGGAAAGCCGCAGCUGGAAGAUCUGUACUGGAUUCCCAACUAUCAGCAUCACAUAAGUCCAGAGGCCCUCAACCUGACGCCCGAGGACGCGGUGGAAGCACUCAUCGGUAACGCGCACCACCACCAUCACCACCACCAGCCCUACGAGGGAUUCCGCGGUCAGCAGUACGUCGGAGAAGACCUCUCGGCGGCCACGAACGGUCACCACCACCCGGUGCACCACCACCACCAUCAUCACCACGGCCACCACGCGCACGCGCGCCUCGAGGACCGCUUCUCGGACGAGCAGCUGGUGAGCAUGACAGUGCGCGAGCUUAACCGGCAACUGAGAGGCUUCAGCAAAGAAGAGGUGAUCCGUCUCAAGCAGAAACGGCGAACCCUGAAGAACCGCGGCUACGCGCAGUCGUGCCGCUACAAGCGCGUGCAGCAGCGUCACAUGCUUGAAAGCGAAAAGUGCACGCUCCAGAGCCAGGUGGAGCAACUCAAGCAAGACGUGGCGCGUCUCAUGAAAGAGCGGGACCUGUACAAGGAGAAGUACGAGAAGCUCGCGAGCCGAACCUUUAACGGCGGCGGCGGCAACGGAGGCGGAAACACUCGGGACCCGUCCAACGGCACUCACGGCAAAACCACUUCCACGGAAUUCUUCAUGUGAGAGUGAUUCUUGUUAAAGACUUUUUCCCACACCAACGUAUUCGUUUUUUAAACCUUAAUUUUUAUGAUUUUCAGUGUGAAUCUUAUUUGCCGUUCUUAUCUUAAAUACUCAAUGUCCAUUUUAGAACAUACACUCUUGAAAAUAAAGGUUUUACAGUCAGGGGAACCUUUUUAAAUUCCACAAAUACAUAUUUUAUUCUCAAGGACUUUAGAGAAACAUCUAGGCUAUGUACUGGUGCAUUAAAGAACUCAAAUCUGGAGAACCCAGAAUGUAACAUCCAAAACUUUUUCUUCUCCAAAGAACUACUCACUUUUACAGCCAAAAUGGUUAUUGAUAAGAAGGCCAAGUCCUUUGCUGAACUUGGUGCUGAAAACAAACACCGAGGAACCUUUAUUUUUAAGAGUGUAGAGCCUAACAUUACAGCGCCACGUUUAAAGUUUUCACGCAUUAUUUGUGUAUUACUGCGCCAUAAAAGUCUUAAGGUUAGUGUAAUGUUAGGAUUAUCUUCCACAGAUACUGCACGGACCCUUCUACUUCAUAAAACCUCCGAUCUAAACAUGGGAUCAGGCAUAUCCUCCAAAGACCCAUCAGUUUUGGAUUCUGUAAAUUCGUAUGUUUUGUUCUUUCUUUUUUAGUAAUAGGCUAACUGCAAAGUCCGACAUGUUUAGAGACAUACAGCCGCAUCCUUGAUAUUUGUUUCUUGUCUUAACGGAUUGACGAGUCUUAAUGGCGAUGAGAAAAUACUGGAAACGAAACUUCAGCUUGUGAAGGAACUUUGGAAGAAACAAUAAUAAUAUUUAAACACUUUAAAGCAGAAAGGGAGAUAGCAAUACAUCCUUGACUUUUCUCAGUCAUGAACUGAGGUUGAGGGGGCUUGUGAACUUUGAGGGCCCUCAAGCAUUGCUCAAGUCUGCAUUACCCCACUAAUCCUGCAUGCGGGACAUGUAUGGUACUCCAAACGCGCCAGGUCCUUUCUCUCUUUUCCCCAUACAGCACUUGGAUGAAAAGCAUGGCCCUUAACCACUCUCUCUUCUCUCAUUUUUUUUUCUUUUCUUUUUUUUUCCGUUUCUUCUGCUCGACACAAACCGUGUGAAGGCGUUCCUGUGAAAUCACACGAAAUCAGUCCUUACAUUUUUUUCCAUAUUGUUUAAAAGUACAGAAUAAGAACAAAGAAACAAAAAAACCGAACUGAGCCAGAGUUAUUUAUUCCCACUUGUACAUAUGUAGAGGUCGAUUGGUGUGUUAAUUUAACUUUCUUUUCAAAGUCCUUUUUGCUUGAUUAUUUAAAACGUCUUAAUACGAUGUUUGUAUGUAGUAGCAUGCAAAUGACAAAGUUAUUCUCAUUCUAUUGAAUAUGUACAAUUUCAAAGGAAGCCUACUGCACUACGAUUCAAAGAAUUGGGAUUUAUAUAAUAUUUCUUUUCCUCUGUGUUAAUCAAAUUGCUGUUAUGGUGGACAUAGUCGAUCAAAAGUGCAUAUAAACACAAGGACUUUAAUUGCUGCUAAUAUUCUAUGCACCAAAUUCGAAAGCAAUUAACAGAAGCUCUGAUUAUGUGAAUUUUGUACUUCAAAAUAAAUGAAGGUAUGUAGAAAUUUGGUUAGACAUGGAUAUUACACAAAAAUAAUAAGAUCAUCUCUUGAAAGUUUUUUUUUUUUUUUUCUUCUUUUUUUUUUUUUUAAUGGCCGGGGUGAUAAACGACACAAAACUGUUAACUUCAAAUACACGACAACCGUCGUUAAUAAGGCUAGAAGGGUUGUUUUAACUUUUUAUGACAUAUUAAAAAACUGUAGCAUAUGCUGUAUAAAGCAGUUGCCUGUUGUUUUGCAUUGCAACAUUGUGAUGAUAAUAGGCUUCAUACUCAAACUACAGGUAGAUGUCGCAAGAUUAAAUGCGGAUAUAAUUCAACAAUAACAGAGAGACUUGUGUGCAAACUUGGCUAAAAGUAAACGUGCGCAUUUGAUUGACCAUUUGAGGUUGAAGUAUAGCCCAUAUUGUUUCGGCUAAAGGAAAAAGUUGCCAAAGUGGAUUAUCUAAUGCACCUAAAUUAUCCGUUUUUAAAUUCUUUCCGACCUGUGUAUGCUUAGUUCCCUAACAAAUCUAUCGGCCAGACUCCAAAAAUAAUGUCUUCAAGUAUGCUCCUCUACCUGGGUUAGUAUGCUUGAUAUUCUCACCACUGUUAACAUUGAUUUAAAUUUUUUGUUUUUUUGAUAAAUUAUGAAUUAUGAUGCAGUUCGUUAUGAAGCAAUCUCUCUGUCUAUUGGUCUAAUUUGAGGCACAGCGGCUUGAGGUUGCAUAACCACAUGUGCUGUCCUGUGUGCUGUCUUAUGUAAACAAAUAAAUAAUAAAAUGGAAAAAAAGAAAAAACUGUACAUAGCCUAUAAUUUCUAUAUAUUUAUCGAAAAUAUAAAUGUCCUUACGUGUCAGUAAGUCCAAACCAAAAUGUUUCGAAAUGGAAUGUUGUUCAGAAUCUUGUUUUCAUAAUGUUUAAUAAAAACUUCUGUCAAAUGCUUCA
Molecule: messenger RNA, 4399 nt
Organism: Ctenopharyngodon idella (grass carp)
Lineage: Eukaryota; Metazoa; Chordata; Actinopteri; Cypriniformes; Xenocyprididae
Gene: mafaa
Product: v-maf avian musculoaponeurotic fibrosarcoma oncogene homolog Aa
Exons: 1
Coding region: 936-1886 (316 amino acids)
Biological process (GO): regulation of transcription by RNA polymerase II
Cellular component (GO): nucleus
Molecular function (GO): RNA polymerase II cis-regulatory region sequence-specific DNA binding; DNA-binding transcription factor activity, RNA polymerase II-specific
Source: RefSeq, a predicted model, not a curated record